AUGAUCCCAGCAUGUUUCAGCCAACCAAACAGUCCCUCAUCAUCACCCAACUCACAACUCCCUUCUCAAAACCUCGUAACAUGCAUCUACCAAACCCUAUUCCUCGACUCACCAACUCACCUCACACUCACCUGGUCUAAAACACCACUCUCCCAUUCUCUCACCAUCUACGCUGCAGACUCCUUCUCCAUCACCAUCUCCCUUAACCCUUCAAGCUUCUCCUUUUUCAGAACCCGACCCGCCUCCAAAUCCAUCUAUCUUACCCACCACCAGCACUACAGCAAGAUCAAGAUCUACUGGGACUUCACUCGCGCCGUCUUCACCCACAACUCGGCCGAGCCCGACUCGUGCUUCUACGUCGCAGUUUCAUGCAAUGCCAAGCCGGAGUUCUUCCUCGGCGAUCUCCAAGACGAGUUGAGUCGGAGGACCGGAUUGGUUGUCCCCGCUCGGAAAAUCGGCGAGCCAACUCUGCUGUCUCGGAGAGAGCAUGUGUUUGGACGCAGGAGUUACGUGUCCCGGGCGGAGUUAUUGGGGUCCAAACACGAGAUAGGAAUAGAGUGUAGCGGGGGAGCGUUGAAAGUAAAAGUGGAUGGGGAGACGAGACUUGUUGUCAAAAGGCUGGCGUGGAAAUUUAGGGGGAAUCAGAGAAUUUUUGUCGGGGGCACCGAGGUAGAAUUUUUCUGGGACGUAUUUAAUUGGGUUCAAAAUAACAAUAAAAACAAGAUUGACACAAGUAGUAAUAGUUACGGAGUAUUUAUUUUUCAAAUCGGAGAUGGAGGGGUAUGGCCGGAAAUGGUAGGUCCGGAGAAAAAAUUGAUGAAGAAAAGCUUAUCGGCAUUGAAACCUAAUAAUGCAUCUUCGUUGUCGUUGUCGUCAUCGUCCCCGUCUGGCUCGAGUGUGUUGCAGUGGGCUGAGGAGAGCAGUGAUGGUGGAAGGAGUUCAUGUUCUUCAUCAACUAGGUCUUGUGGGAGCAAUGGAGGGUUCUCUUUGUUGUUGUAUGCUUGGAGGAAGGAUUAA
Molecule: messenger RNA, 1017 nt
Organism: Carica papaya (papaya)
Lineage: Eukaryota; Viridiplantae; Streptophyta; Magnoliopsida; Brassicales; Caricaceae
Source: RefSeq, a predicted model, not a curated record